Messenger RNA from Pieris macdunnoughi, 282 nucleotides. NCBI's taxonomy places the organism in Eukaryota, Metazoa, Arthropoda, Insecta, Lepidoptera, Pieridae. The record is from the annotation of a GenBank genome assembly.
AUGGCAAACGCAGAGGCUGCGCCUGAACACUCACCGAGAAGGGCGAGGUCGCCCGCGAAGGUCGGAUCCACGAAACCGACUCGGGCUUCGUCUCUGAGGCCGACGAGCCGUCAUGAGAGUCCGAUUCGGUCCUUGCGGAGUCUCGGAGAGAAAUCGGGAAGGGCGGAAAGAUCGGUGGGAUCGCCUCGGCCGCCCGGGGACGCGAACCGGCGGAGGCCUAGCCCGUCCGAGCGGAGCUCCCUCGAGGCUCCGCCCUGGAGUCCCCCAGCGACACCUGACUGA